Messenger RNA from Lachancea dasiensis, 837 nucleotides. NCBI's taxonomy places the organism in Eukaryota, Fungi, Ascomycota, Saccharomycetes, Saccharomycetales, Saccharomycetaceae. The record is from the annotation of a GenBank genome assembly.
AUGUCACAGCAGCUCAAAGAGCGCUAUUCACAAAGUGCGCAAGAUCCAGAUUCGUCACUUCCCUUGCUAGAUCCGCUUGCCAUCAAUCCUGCUGGACUAGAAGACUCGGAGCUGCCGGAUCCAACCGCAAUCGUUGGUCGCACCAGACGCCCACAGGUCAAGCUCACCGCCGAGAAGCUCUGCUCACCGAAGGGCCUGCCGAAGUUGAUGAAAGAAGGCCCUAAACGAAUUAGAAUAUCAAAAAGGAAGUCUUCCUACGACAAUCUGACACAUUUGCUUCAAUAUUACCAACUUUGGGCCCACGAACUGUUUCCCAAGGCCAAAUUCCACGAUUUUGCUGCCCUUUGUCGAACUCUUGGCAAAUCUGAUAAAGACUUGAGGGAAUACAGGAUUGAACUUCUACGACAAGAAUUUGCGAUUCCGUCCUUCGGGGAACAAGAUCUAGAAGCCCACGAUGAAGAGUCUGGAGUCCCAGCCCAACCAUCAACAGACGAACAAGGCUUCACACAACGAAUCCCUCCCUCCGAGCCCCCUUCUCCUUCCAGAUCAAGCCUGUUUGUUGCUGAUACAGCUCCAACCUUCUCAACUACUGCAAGCCUCCACGAGGAUGACGAUAACGACGGCAUGAUCUACGACCGAAGUCAAAAUGCAAUAGCGGCACAAGUUAACGAGACAUCUUCACGAGGAAAUAUUUCUGGGCCUACUAAUGUGUCGCCAGGAGGCUCCGAAUUUACCCAAGAGAGUGUCUCGGUUGGCACCAGCGGACCUGGGAAGGAUAAGCAUGGUGCUGACGAGGAUGAGGACGAAAUGGCACUCAUGCGCGAGUUCGGAAUGUAG